AUUUGAGAUUGUCGUUCCAAAUUGUGCACAGUGAGCUCACAGUGAGCACUACCGACUAAGCAGGGAACCGAAAAUUUACAGUCCAUGUGCGAUGAAAGUUAUUCCGCAAUUAGUUUUAAUUGUAAUACCGAGCUUUAUCCGUACCGAGACCAGCUGUAGUAUUCCGGAGUGUGGCGAUGAUGGCUAUUUAUUGGCUAACGAGACCUUCGAGCCUCGAGCCCGGAGCAUUCGGCAAUCGUCUGACUACGAGCGGGAUUUAGUGAUGGAUACUAUCCAAGCAGCUGAUUACCCGGUGGACGUUCACGUUGUCGUGACAAAGGACUCCUACAUCCUGAAGCUGCAUCGCAUUCCGGAUCCUGCCCUCCAGGAUGAUGACAGUGUAGCAGAGCGAGACCAAACCUCGUCAGAUGGUAUCGCUACUUUUCGAGGAGUCGUUCUGCUAGUGCACGGUAUGUUUUCCACGGCAGCAGAUUUCGUUAUUACGGGGCCGGAAACCGGUCUCGCGUUUAUUCUCGCCGAUGCCGGAUACGACGUUUGGCUGGGAAACGCCCGAGGAACACGCUUCUCACGGAAACACCUUCAUCUAAGUCCGAAAUCAGCCGCGUUCUGGGAUUUCAGUUGGCACGAAAUUGGCGUCAACGACUUACCGGCGAUGAUAGACUUCAUCCUGCGGUAUACAAGACAGCGAAAACUGUUCUACAUUGGUCACAACCAAGGUGUAACCGCCAUCCUGACACUGCUUUCCGAAAAUCCAGCGUACAACCGGAAAAUCAGUGGCGUCGUCGGAUUAGCCCCACUAGUUUUCCUAGGAAACGGAAACAAUGAAAUAGUCCGACAACUUGGCAAACUCAACGAACAGCUUUGGCUCACACUAAAAACACUGAACAUCUUUGAAUUGACACCAUCGCCCAAUGUUCUCAAAUUUCUCGGUAGCACAAUCUGCUCCGAAGGAUCAUUCACCGGUACAGUGUGUUCCGAUUUACUGGCCACCAUUUUUGGAUAUUCUUCGGAACAAGCCAAAUUCAUGCUUCCCGGUUUAAUUACUAACUCGAUGCUCACGGGAAUCUCGACCAAGCAGCUGAUUCAUUAUGGACAACUGAUGGAGACAAGGAAAUUCCAACAAUUUGACUACAAAAACUUCAUAGAAAAUUUUCAACGAUACAAGCAAGGGAAACCACCGUAUUAUGACCUUUCGCGAGCGACGGUCCCUUUUACUUUAUUUAGUGGUACAAACGAUUUUUUCAGCUCCUCCAAGGAUUUCAAAAAGCUAAUUCGUUCGCUGCCGAACGUAAGCGAAUUCAGCGAAUUAUUCGGUUGGACACACAUGGAUUUCAUUUACAACGCACAGAUCUACGUAAAUGUGUACCGCAAAAUUUUAGAAGCAAUGAGAAAUAGCACAACAAAAUAAUGUAACAUAACACAAUGAAAAUAACACUUCCAGUUAUCCUUAGAAGCAUAAAGUAUACGAGUCCAAGAUACAUCACUCGAAGAAGUAUUCGUAGAAAACGCAUUGGCAGCCACAGUCUGCGAACUUCAACAGAAACCAUUUUCUCCACAAGAGUCACCUGCCUCCCCACCAGAAACGCCAGAAAAGCUCGGCCGGCACUCCAAUAUCAGCAACAGGAAAGAGCGAACAGC
Molecule: messenger RNA, 1638 nt
Organism: Malaya genurostris
Lineage: Eukaryota; Metazoa; Arthropoda; Insecta; Diptera; Culicidae
Product: lipase 3-like
Exons: 7
Coding region: 92-1408 (438 amino acids)
Biological process (GO): lipid metabolic process
Molecular function (GO): hydrolase activity, acting on ester bonds
Source: RefSeq, a predicted model, not a curated record